GUAGAUUCCGUCCGGUGAUGUCGCGUCGUCGUUUCAGUGCCGCCUCGUCGAGUGGAGUGGCUUAAAAUAUGUUGUUUAGUGGUGGUCAUACGAAACCGUAUGACAACAACUUUGGUCUAUUGGUUGUGCUGCAGCUGAUCUGCUUCUUUGUUCCGUUCAGUUCCGUUGUCCCUGGGGCACGGGGUCAGGCUUUCGUCAGACGCACCUCCAGCGUUUGCCGCGUCGACUCUGAGUGUCCGACGAACGCAUACUGCGAACAUUCCAAUCCGCCGACCGGAUUCGGCAUUUGUUCCUGCCUCCAAGGCCACUUCAUACUCACCCACAACUUUACGCGUGAAUGCAUCCGAUUUGCAACGGCCAUUGGAGACUACUGCCAGUACGAUGACCAGUGCCAGUACGUGCUGAGUACGGAUUCGGAAUGUCGGGCCAAUUCUUGUCAGUGUCGAGAGGGGACGCACUACGUUGAGCGGGAAAGGCGUUGCUACAAGACGAGCUACCUUGGGCAGUACUGUCGACUCACGAAUAACUGCAUCGGGGAUGAUACCUACUGCCGUGACGGCGUUUGUGUAUGCGCCGUUGGGAAGCACUCGAACGCGGCCCGGAACCUUUGCCUGCCGGACGUUUAUCUGGGCGAAAAGUGCUACCGCGAUGAGGAAUGCAUUACGGAACACUCGCAGUGCAACGACGUUUGCCGGUGUCGCGUCAGUCAUAUCCUGAACCGGAAACAAAACCAGUGUCUUCCAAUUGCCGGAAAGCUAUACGAUCUGUGCGAAGAAGAUCUCCAGUGUAUGUACCAGAUUCCAUUUUCUCGAUGCCAGAUCGCGCCGGCACCAAGUGGCGAGAUUGUGGGCAAUUGUACUUGCGCCAACGGUUACCACCAGAUCGGUUAUAAAUGCUACACCACGGUCUAUCUCAACGGCAUCUGCGAAGUGGACGAAAACUGCGCCCUGGAUCCGGAUACCAGCUGCGUGGAGGGUCGUUGCCGUUGCGUGGACCACAUGCUUGAGAUUGACGGAAAGUGUUCUCUGGGCAGCAGAUCUCUACCGAGCCCAUAUGGAGCAGUGAUCCUUGUUGUUUUGUUAUCGAUCAAUGCGAUCGCGUUUUAAGUAAUGUUUAGUUCAGCGAAGACAUUUGUUAGUUUAUUUAUUUAUGGCGCGUAGAAAGACAAAGUUCAAGUAUCGUUGUACGAUAGCAGUAUUUAUUUGUAAGCAGGCAUGUGAUUACCCAAAAAAAACAAUUUUAUGUAAGCACCAACAAAGCGCAGUGUACAUAUCCAAAUAGAAGAAAUAAAAGAUUUACAUCUUAAGCAAGUGAG
Culex quinquefasciatus (southern house mosquito) is the source of this 1315-nucleotide messenger RNA. RefSeq names its product prion-like-(Q/N-rich) domain-bearing protein 25. The record is from RefSeq and is a predicted model, not a curated record. Lineage: Eukaryota; Metazoa; Arthropoda; Insecta; Diptera; Culicidae. The transcript has 5 exons. Bases 69 to 1106 code for a protein of 345 amino acids.